AUGGUGGUGAUUGAUGAUAAUGAUGAUGAUGAUGAUGAUGAUGAUGAUGAUGAUGAUGAUGAUGAUAGCGAUAGGAAUGAUGAAGAGAUAACGAAAGUAUCGAACUGUCGAAUAAUAUUUGAAAUUUUGAAAUUCUCCUAUAUUUUAUAUUGGCUUAUUGAUCUUGUAAUUAAUGUGCAACAAGUUUCCGAUAAUUUACUCGAUAUGGAAGUAUGGAAACGAUGCAUUUGGUCUAGUGUAUUAUUAAUUACUAAUAUUUACUCUCUACUACUUGCAAUUGUCGUUUUACAACUAAUUUACUAUCAACAUUAUAUAAUUAUCGAAGAGCAGGAGUAA
Loa loa (African eye worm) is the source of this 336-nucleotide messenger RNA. RefSeq lists its product as hypothetical. The coding region runs from base 1 to 336 and encodes 111 amino acids. Lineage: Eukaryota; Metazoa; Nematoda; Chromadorea; Rhabditida; Onchocercidae. The transcript is spliced from 4 exons. The record is from RefSeq and is a predicted model, not a curated record.